Molecule: messenger RNA, 693 nt
Organism: Ornithodoros turicata
Lineage: Eukaryota; Metazoa; Arthropoda; Arachnida; Ixodida; Argasidae
Exons: 1
Coding region: 1-693 (230 amino acids)
Biological process (GO): DNA integration
Molecular function (GO): nucleic acid binding
Source: RefSeq, a predicted model, not a curated record
AUGUCUACAGACACGUUUCUACGAGCAUUCAGACGAUUCGUCUCACGACGAGGAGUACCACGGAUCAUCUACACUGACAAUGCUCUGACUUUCAAGCGGUCCAAGAAGCACCUGGAAGAACUUUGGAACGGAAUUCGGAACCCCGCGGUGCAAGAUCACUUCGCAGGUCAGAAGGUACAGUGGAAAUUCAUCGUGGAAAGAGCCCCUUGGUGGGGUGGGUUCUACGAGCGUCUGAUGGGAUCCACGAAGCUGGCGUUGAAGAAAACUAUAGGAACAAAGUUUUUGUCUGCGGACGAGCUGACAACGUACCUGUGCGAAAUAGAGGCAGUCUUGAACUCAAGGCCCCUAACCCACCUCUAUGACGAACCUCAGGAGCCAGUGCCACUUUGCCCCGCUUACUUUCUCGCAGGAAGAGGACUGACCACGCUACCGAACUUAACGGGUCCGGAAGUAACUAACAUAGCACACAAUCAGCUGCGCAAAUCGUGGUCGGAUCGCCAAAUGGUUUUGGCAGCAUUCUGGAAAAGAUGGUCCAAAGACUAUCUUGCAGAGUUGAAAACAGGGCCGUCAACAAGAGGACGGAAAGCAACGAUUGAGGAAAGAAAACUCGUUUUGCUGCAAGAGACUGCAAGAUGGCAAGAGUCGAAAAGUGUUUCGUCGGAAGAGAUGGGAAGGUCAGGUCGUGCAUGCUGA